AUGGCACAAACUAUUGCAAAAGCGGCCAUCAGCCUAUACAUCUUGACUUUCAACUGCGGCAAAUCACUUAUCGAUCUUGACGCCGUAUCAUCCCAGCUCUUCUUAGGGCUCAGUACCUCGAAGCUCCCAGACAUCCUUGUUCUAUCUCUACAAGAAAUUGCACCAAUACCUCACUGCCUCAUCGGGGGAUCCUUCCUCGUUCCAUACUUUAGUCGAUUUCAUCAAGCUGUCGAGAAAGCGUCACGGAAAGCGGCUGGCACCACAGGCAAUGAUGGUGGAUUGAUAUACCAUCCUGUGGCGGCAAGGAAUCUGGGAAUGACGGGCAUAAUGGUGUUUGCGAAGGAUCCUACAGCUGUGUCGGAUGUAGAGACAGGUGGUGUGGGCGUUGGACUGGCAGAGAUGGGCAAUAAAGGCGCUAUUGGAGUACGGUUCACAUAUCAUGGCAAUGGGACAUCAACAGAAUUGGCUUUCGUCGCUGCACAUCUUGCACCCAUGGAGUCUGAGCUCGAACGCCGAAAUGAGGAUUGGAAGAAUAUUGUGCGGGGCCUGGUAUUUUCUUCGAAGUCUGUAGAUCGCACGAAUAUCGAGACGGCGACUUCGGCCGAAGAAAGACCGCUGCUUUCUAUUUCACCACGAGAUGCGUCGAUAUUCAAACCAACUUCACAUUUAUUCUUCGCAGGAGAUCUGAAUUAUAGGACUUCUAUUCUGUCGCCCUCACCUACAGAUCAUCAGGAUACCUUCCCUCAACCUUACCACGACGAGUCAUCGCCACAGCACUUCUCCAAGCUGUUCGAGAAUGACCAGCUCAAUCAGGAACGACUAGCAGGUCGAACGUGUCACGGCUUGACUGAAGCUCCUGUCACAUUCCCACCGACUUACAAAUACAGCCCCAAGGAACCAUUCCUCACUCCAGACGAAGAUCUCUCCAAAUGGCAUUGGGCUAGGCAUCGCUGGCCAAGUUGGUGUGACAGAAUUCUGUACCUGGAUAUCCCAUCCUGGGUCAGGAGCUCUCACCCGGAAGCAAAGAUCAUGACACACAAAUACUCGGCUCUCCCUCUGUGGCCUACAUCUGACCAUCGUGCCGUCGCCCUCGAUGUUUCUGUCCCCCUAAUUCCCAUCCCACCUCCAAAGGAAGACGAGCAAGGCGAUGAUCCGAGAAUACAUCCACCUUUCAAAGUAAACAUCGACUGGAGGACCAAGAGGGAGAGAGCAAGAGUCCUGGAGUUGGUGACUGGGUUCGCGAUGUACUUUACCACUACUCUGGAAGGAGGUGGAGUGUCCGUGGCGAUGUUGCUUGGAGCUGUUGGAGCGUUCUUUGCCAUUAGAGCUAUGCUUGAGAUGUGA
Messenger RNA from Cadophora gregata, 1344 nucleotides. RefSeq lists its product as uncharacterized. The record is from RefSeq and is a predicted model, not a curated record. Bases 1 to 1344 code for a protein of 447 amino acids. The transcript has a single exon. Gene Ontology annotation, biological process: phosphatidylinositol dephosphorylation. Gene Ontology annotation, molecular function: phosphatidylinositol-4,5-bisphosphate 5-phosphatase activity. NCBI's taxonomy places the organism in Eukaryota, Fungi, Ascomycota, Leotiomycetes, Helotiales, Ploettnerulaceae.